Trichoderma asperellum CBS 433.97 is the source of this 474-nucleotide messenger RNA. RefSeq lists its product as uncharacterized. The record is from RefSeq and is a predicted model, not a curated record. Lineage: Eukaryota; Fungi; Ascomycota; Sordariomycetes; Hypocreales; Hypocreaceae.
AUGGGCCGCUCUUCCAUUGCCGACAGCGUAUUAGACGUCAUGUCUCCCAAUGAGGACGACGCAGACGACGAAGAGGGCUUCUCUACUAUUAGUCUCCGAAUCAACACCUCUGUCCACAUCUCCAGCAACAACAACCUCGUCUGCCUCAACGACACACCAGCUAGCCACGCCAACGCUAUUGCCAGGGCUGUCGUCCAGGCCAUCCAGGAGAACAGCUCCGGCCAGUGCGGCAUCCCCAUGAUUGACGAAGACGGCAGGCCUCGGCCUGUCAAAAUUGAGGUUGACGCUGGCAUUACAGUGGAGGGUUCAGGGAACAUCGUGGGCAACGAGAACGUGGUAAAUCAGGUUCUCCGCAUGCGCAGCCUUGCACGCAAGAGAUCAGCAGAUGAUGACGAGAGUGAUACACCAGCUCGACUACCAAAGCGUCGCCGUGAAGAGAGCGGCAGCAGCGGCAGCAGCAACAACUCUCCUUAA